Molecule: messenger RNA, 1284 nt
Organism: Ornithodoros turicata
Lineage: Eukaryota; Metazoa; Arthropoda; Arachnida; Ixodida; Argasidae
Product: procathepsin L-like
Exons: 5
Coding region: 96-1103 (335 amino acids)
Biological process (GO): positive regulation of peptidase activity; immune response; positive regulation of apoptotic signaling pathway
Cellular component (GO): lysosome
Molecular function (GO): cysteine-type endopeptidase activator activity involved in apoptotic process; cysteine-type endopeptidase activity
Source: RefSeq, a predicted model, not a curated record
CGUCGCCGAGGUUCCUGAGGAGAAAGUCUGAGCCGUUCUGUAUGACCUCCUAUAUAACAGGCGUGCAUGAACACCCUUUUCAGUAAGUGCUAACAAUGUACGUGUCGUUGCUGUUCGUGCUUUCUGUGCCCCACGUUUUCGCGCUGACAUUGAACAAAGAGUUGCUUGAGGAAUGGCAGAAGUACAAGGAGCAGUUUGACAAAAAAUACGGGCCCAUAGAGGAUUUCAAGCGCAUGAAGAUUUGGCAGAAGACAAAACAUCUCGUAGAGCAGCACAAUGACGAGUACGGCCGUGGACUCCACAGCUACACACUUGCUGUCAAUCAUAUGGCAGACAUGACUCCCGAGGAAACGGAGCAGAUGAGAUGCCUUCGGAUGACCCCUGAGUCCAUUCGUCAAAUGGAAGCUGGAACGGAACUAUUUACUUCACGGGAAAGGAAGCUUCCGCCGAUUCCUGACUACGUGGACUGGAGGACGGAUGGCUAUGUGGGACAGGUCUACUCUCAAGGCAGAUGUGCGUCAUGCUGGGCCUUCAGCAUCGUGGGAACACUUGAAAGCCAGUGGUUCUUAUCGGCGUUUCAGAAGGUCAACCUGAGCCAGCAGAACCUCGUAGACUGCGUCACUUCUUCUGGGGGUUGUAGAGGAGGCGACCUAUACGAGGGCUUCGAGUACAUCAAGGACAGUGGCGGGAUUGACACCUUCGAGUCCUAUCCCUACGAAGCUCGCGAUAACGUAUGCAGGUUCAGGAAGGAAUGUGUUGGCGCCGUUGUCAACGGCAUCAGCAGAAUCAAAAACGGAAGCGAGUUUGACCUCAGAAAUGCCGUCGCCACCGUGGGACCCGUCUCUGUUGCAAUUUACGCCGCUGACGGGAGUUUCAUGUCAUACCGGGACGGCAUUUAUGAUAACCCACAUUGCCGGAGCGAUUACAGUUCCUUAACACAUGCUGUCGUCGUUGUUGGAUACGGGACAGAGAACGGCACGGACUACUGGCUCAUAAAGAACAGCUGGAGCGAGUACUGGGGGCAGAAGGGCUUCGGAAAGAUGGCCCGAAACCGUGGUAACCAGUGUGGCAUCGCUACUGCCGCUGUCUAUCCCAUCAUCUGAAGAGAACCAGCCGCGUGGAACUGUUUUGCUGCAGAAAUAGUGUCUCAUUUGGCGAUGCACAUUAUGAUAUGCUCGUGUGCCCUUAUUUCUACGACCGAAUCAGAAUAUAUAAUGCCUUCUCGGCGCUGUUGCAGUUAUGAAUGUAGAUUGGAUUUAAACGAAUAAAAUGUUCGUGAUUACA